AGGAGAGAGAGAGGGGCGCAGAUGGAGAUGGAGGAGGAUGUGAUCAGAAUGCUUAUAAACUGGAACAAUAUGUGAAAGCAUUUGAAUAUUUCUGGUAUUUUCGUGCUCAGCGACUGUUUGUAAGCGUUUCGUUGUAUGUUUUCGUAACUAAACAUCGAAAGGCUUGAAUAGUAGGCUAAGUAAGACGAUUGUGUGCGAUAGGAUGCUCAAGCGAGAAACCGAAUGGGUGGAUUUCAACACGCGACUCCGCCGUAUGUUGUAGAGAAAGAUCUUGAUAUAGGUGGUGUGAUCAAAAGAAGAGGGAUUCUCUCUUGCAUGGAUAUGUUUUGAGAGGUGUGGUGGCGGGAUGAAGGCGGUGUUGACAUCCAGACGGCAGCGGCUCUUCUAUCGACUGUGUAUAUGUGCUGUCUGGCUCAUCGUGGUCACCUGCUUUGCUCAAAUUCUUCAUGUAACAGCCCAUUCCAAAGAGGAUUCGGACCUCAUCUGGUCCCGGCGUAAAUUAACCCAGCAUGGCAUAGAGGAGAACCAGACAUCAAGCACACCUCGAGCUGCUAUCCAUGAAUUUCCUCAAGACAUCUUCACUAAGACACAGAGGAGGCAUGGAGCAAUUCUACUGCAUAUGUUUUGUGCAGUUUACAUGUUCUAUGCUCUUGCUAUUGUCUGUGACGUCUACUUUGUACCUUCUCUGGAAAGAAUCUGUGAGAACUUGCAACUUAGUGAAGAUGUUGCAGGUGCCACCUUCAUGGCAGCAGGCAGCUCCGCCCCUGAGCUUUUCACAUCUUUGAUUGGUGUAUUCAUCACCAAGGGAGAUCUUGGGGUGGGAACUAUUGUGGGAUCAGCUGUCUUCAACAUUCUGGUCAUUAUCGGUGUGUGUGGCAUAUUUUCUGGACAGACAAUCUCUCUGACAUGGUGGCCGCUCUUCCGGGACUCUUCAUACUAUAUCCUGUCUGUGUUGGCUUUGAUUCUGAUCAUAUAUGAUGAAAAAGUAAUCUGGUGGGAGACGAUACUCCUCAUAUCAAUGUAUGGAGUUUAUAUCCUGAUCAUGAAGUUUAACAGUCAGAUCUGGGGCUGGGUGGAGCGGAGGUUUGGCAUACCAGGACAGCCAUGUUUGGUGAGCAGUCUGCGCAGAGACGUGUCUGUAGGAGAGGCAAGCCCACACUGCGACACCUCCAUGAUCCUCUUGAAGAAAGAUCAGAAUACAGGUGGCCAGGACUCCCCGGUGGUGAUGGUGGAUGAGCUGAUGAGUCUACACCCUCACCAGUUCUCUUUCUCAGAGGCAAGCCUUCGUGUCAUGAUCACGCCCCACUUCUCCCCCCGCACUCGCCUCAGCAUGGCAGGACGCAUGCUCAUCACUGAGAGACAGAGGCUGAUUCGAAACAGGAGCCCUGGAGACAGCAGUGGCAGUGGAGCAGGGGACACUUCUGGCCAAGAUGGCUUGCAAACGGAAGGGGUUCCUUGGGGUCUGGAGAACGGAGGGACCAUUGAGAGUGAAACGCAGCCUCUGGAGGAACUCAGUCCGAAGGGUCCGGGAGGGGAACUAGAGAGGAUAGGGAACAUGGAGGACACACAACCGAAAGAUGAUGAGGAAGAGGAGGAUGAAGACGCAGAUGAAGAACAGCACUUUAGGCCUUUUACAAUUCCAGAGGGGCGCUGGGAACAAGGGAAGUGGUUGUUUUCAUGGCCCUUGGGAUGUCUGCUGUACUACACUGUGCCCAACUGCAUUUUACCUCGCUGGGAGCGCUGGUUCAUGGUUACGUUUGUGGGCUCCACACUCUGGAUUGCCAUCUUCUCCUACCUCAUGGUGUGGAUGGUCACCAUUAUCAGUUUCACUUUGGACAUUCCAGAUGUUAUCAUGGGUAUUACAUUUUUAGCAGCAGGCACCAGUGUUCCAGACUGCAUGGCUAGUCUGAUAGUAGCUCGGCAAGGAAUGGGAGACAUGGCAGUGUCCAACUCUAUCGGAAGCAACAUCUUUGACAUUCUGUUGGGUCUUGGUUUCCCAUGGGCUUUGCGAACGUUAGUGGUUGAUUAUGGAUCAAUUGUCUUUAUUAACAGUAGGGGGCUGGUAUACUCAGUGAUUCUACUGCUUGCUUCUGUUUUUCUCACCGUACUGAGCGUACACCUCAAUCACUGGAGGCUGGAUCGGAGGUUAGGCCUCUGGCUUAUGUUCCUGUAUUCCAUCUUCCUGCUCUGCUCCAUCUGCUUUGAGAAACUAUAGAUUUCACUAUUCAUAUUGUAGUGUGGCUCUGGACCCAAAUAUCCAUAUUUGUUCUCCCCAGUCACUGCAUUAUUACUAGCAGUUAUUUUAGCUUGAGGGCAGGCUUGUGAACGUUACUAUCUGUUCUAAGUUUUCAGCCAAUCAUCUGAGGCCAAACUCAAGGAGACUAUUGCUAAAUGUACCUCUGAAACAUUUCUACUUAACAUAUACAAAAAUCUAUUUCAAGGUUUAUUUAAGGUGCAUUAAAUGUUUACAGCACACAGGACGCGUUCUGCGUCACAUUUUGCAUAUUUCUAUUCUGAAAUCUAUCAAGCAUGUUAUAAACAAAGAAAUGAUUGCAAAAAAUUGAAAAGAGUUUAAGAAGAGUUCUAUUAACUCUUGUAACAGUCUAAACACAUGUAAUUUUUGCAUUAUUUGCCCUAUUUAUUUUUGUCGUCCGGUCUGUAAAAAUAGUGCUCUAGGAUUUUUUGAGUGUAUUUAAGAUGAAUUCUUGUGUUUUUCCUUAAAAAAUAAAAUAUUGGUAUUUUGAAGAAGAAUUGUUGUAGUAUUAUGGAUUAUCCAAAAAAAUCCCUUGUAUUUGGUAGCUACAGUAUUUACAUACCAAACAUACAUAGUUUUAUAUAAAGUGCCACUUUUAGAGUUGUGUAAUUCACAGUUUGACAUGUAAUAUUAGAUCAUUUUGUGCACCCCCUCAUGUUCUUGGCAAUGCAGGAAUAUUGAAUUCCAUCAUUCAACAAUUUAUUGUACACUGGCAUUUUAUAAUUUAUUUAAUAUAAGUUCCACAAUAGGAAUGAAUGACACCUACUGUACUAGCAGAACAAACACCUUGACUGUUUUUUGCACCGAAUUGGGCUCUCGUGAUAUCAGAUUUGCACUCCAUAUUGUUACCAAAAUAAUUUGCUAUAGCGAUAUUAUCACAAUAUAUAGUCAAAUUUUUUUUUUUUUAAGAAAUAAGCGAUGCUAUUAGUCAAAUUCAGCUUUAAUUUUAUUCAUUUCAUGAUUUUUCUCUUUAAUGAAUCACACUUAAAAUACGAGUAGCUAUAGAUAGGCUGAGAGAGUUUGGAACCAUUGUGGCUCUUAAUACAAAAAAAUCACGAUAUUACAAUAUGUGUAGAAUUAAAACAGUAACAAUAAUUGUUAUUGGCAGUACUGGUAUAUUGUGACAGCCCUAUAGCACCAAAUGAAACAAAAUCGAUUGGAAUCUAAUUGGAUUUAAAUUGUUGUUAUUAAUAUUAUUAUUAUUUUAUUAAAUAAAUGGAAGGAAAAUCCUACAUUGUAUUUUGUGGGAUAGGUAAUGAUACAUGUUUUGAAACUGAAAUAUUAUUGGGUAAUUUUAGGCCAGAAAUACAGCAGUGUUUUAAUUGUUGUAAAGUUAUAUUUACAGUUAUAUUAAUGAUUCAAAUGCUCUCGUUUUGCUGUGUAUUUAAUUUUUUUCUUACAGAUAGUCCAAAUUCUUAUGGAUUUGCAGUAUUACUCAUAUAAUCAAAUCCAACCCCUUUCAUUUUUCCCCUCCAGACAUGUAAUUUUACUUUUUAAAUGAUUUAAAUGUUAAAACGACAUAAUUUAUGAUGAGAAAUAUGCGUUGAUUAAAUUGUUGUAAGAAAUAAAUAGUAAAUGUGUGGGUGAACUGAAUGUUUCAGUUUUCUGUUUACUUUAGAACUCAUGUUGAAGCAACUCAAUGAAUCAUUAUUAGCUCACCAUUUGUUAAACUUCUGUCUUUAUUCAUAAAGAUAUUUGUAUGUUGUCAAGUGCAAUAAAACAAGGUCUGUGCAA
Triplophysa dalaica is the source of this 3988-nucleotide messenger RNA. RefSeq names its product solute carrier family 24 member 6a (gene slc24a6a). NCBI's taxonomy places the organism in Eukaryota, Metazoa, Chordata, Actinopteri, Cypriniformes, Nemacheilidae. Gene Ontology annotation, biological process: calcium ion transmembrane transport; intracellular calcium ion homeostasis. Bases 347 to 2215 code for a protein of 622 amino acids. The transcript has 17 exons. Gene Ontology annotation, molecular function: calcium, potassium:sodium antiporter activity; calcium channel activity. The record is from RefSeq and is a predicted model, not a curated record. Gene Ontology annotation, cellular component: membrane.